ACCCCACGCCCCCCCCCCCCCCCAGCGCCGAUGGCGGCGGCCACCGCAGCCCCGCGACCCCCGGAGCCGUGAGGGGGAACCCAGGAACCAUAGGGACCGCGGGGACGCAGCGUUGGGCCGCGCCCGGGCUCGGGGGGCUGCGGACGCGCAGCAUCAUGGAGGCACGGACCCGGCGCCUUGCCACCACCCUGAUGGACGCCACGACGGACAAGGAGCCGCUGGUGCAGGAGCAGAUCUACAACGCUCUGUGCUACCUGGGGGAGGCUGAGCCCGAGGAGAUCCUGCACUGCUGCGACGAGUAUCUGCGACAGCACGACAAGCUGGCCUACCCGCACCGCGUCAUCAUCCUGAAGGCGAUGGAAACGGUGGUGAAGAACAACAUCUCCAGCUUGGACAAAAGCACGGCGAAGGUGGUCAUCUUCCUGGCAUCCAACGAGAUGACCAAAUCCAAGGAGGUGGUCUGGGAAUGGCAGCAGGCAGCCAGCAGCGUGCUGGUGGCGGUCGGGCAGCGUUUCAUCAACAAAGUGAUGGAGGAGGUGCUCACCAAGUUCCAGCCGGGCAUCCUGCCGCAUUACUUCGUCAUGCAGACCUUUGCCAACCUGGCGGUGUCCAACGUGUUCGGGAUGGUGCCUUUCCUCAACUCCAUCCUGGGGACCAUGCUGCCCAUGCUGGGGAUGGCCAAGCAGGACCACAUGAAGUCUGUCUUCUGCUACGCCCUGCAGCACUUCAGCGAGAGCAUCCAGGAGUACGUGGCCAACCUGGACCAGGCCCCCGACCCCACGGUCAGGAAGGACACCUUCUGCAACGAGAUCUACAGCGCCUACGAGGUGCUCUUCAACAGCUGGCUGCAGCACCGGGAGCCCAAGCUCCGGCUGGCGGUGGUGGAGGCUCUGGGAGCCAUGAGCUACCUGAUGCCCGGCGAGAAGCUGGAGGAGCAGCUCCCAAAGCUGAUCCCGGCCGUCCUGUCCCUCUACAAGAAGCACACGGAGUCCUUCUACAUCUCCAAGAGCCUCUGUCAGAUCUUGGAAGCUUCUGUGGACAUCGGCAGCCGCAGCCUGGAUAUGCAGCUGGAUGCUCUGCUGGGCACCCUGCACCCCCAGAUCUGCACUCCCGCCGACCCGGCUGUGCCCCUGACUGUCAAAAACCACACGGAGGUCCUUCGGUGCUUCACUGUGCUCGCCUGCUCCUUCCCUGACCGAGUGCUGACCUUCCUCCUCCCAAAAUUGGAGAGCAGCAGUGAGAGGACGCGCGUGGGGACGUUGCUCAUCAUGAGACAGAUCAUCAACAGUGCCCCCUCUCAGAUGGAGAUUAAAAAGCCCUUCAUCCUUUCUUCGAUGAAACUUCCCCUUCAAGACAGCAACAACAAGGUGAGGCGAGCCGUGGUGCAGGUGAUCAGUGCCAUGGCUCACCACGGCUACCUGGAGCAGCCCGGUGGGGAGGCCAUGCUGGAGUUCCUGGUGCGACAGUGUGCCCUGCCCUCGGAUGCGCCCCAGAAGCCGCUCCCAGACGUGGAUGACCCCACGAGCGACAGCGUGCGGAGCAUCAGCGUCAACACGCUCCUCCUCCUCAGCACCACCGUCGAUCGGAUGAACAACGUGCUGUGGCCGUACCUGCUGGAGUUCAUCACCCCCGUGCAGUUCACCAACGCGCUGACUCCCAUCUGCAAGAGCCUCAUGCAUUUAUCUGUGAAGAAACGAGAGGAGGGAGGGAACGCAUCCCUGAUCCCAUAUGACCUCAACGGAAAUCUUCCUUCGCCCCACGCCCUGACGACGCGGUUGCUGGUGGUGUCCUCCCGGCCGUACACCGGGGACGGUCGGGGUGCAGCAGCCCUGCGGCUCCUGCAGGCGUUGUGCUGCAGCGUUCACCCUGCCCUGGAGCAGCUCUGGAGCAAAAGGGUUCCUGUGCUGGUGGAGCGCAUCGAGGAGAACACUGAUAAGUCGCUGCACCUGGAGGAGUGGGAGGAGGAGCUGCUGCUGCUCCUCCAGGAAACGCUGGCAUCCGUUUCGGACAACGCUUGGAUCUGCCACUUUGUGACAGAGAUGUGCCGGCAGCUGAACGGCUACAACGGAUUCCCCACUGAAAAGAACUUUCUGUACAAAUGCAUCGGGACGACGCUCGGGGCGUGCGUCAGCAAGGAGUUGGUCCAGAAACAGCUGCAGGAGCUGCUGGAAACGGCCCGGUACAACGAGGAGGCAGAGUGGGAGGGACUCGCUUCCUGCUUCGGGAUAUGUGCAAUAAAUCACCUGGAGGAAACGCUGGCCAAGCUGGAGGAUUUUGUGCGGUCUGAUGUCUUCAAGAAAUCCGUGGGGCUGUUCAGUAUUUUCAAGGACCGCAGCGACCACGAAGUGGAGAAGAUCAAGAGCGCCCUGAUCCUGUGCUACGGGUUCGUGGCCGCUCACGCUCCCAGGGAGCUGCUGCUGUCCCGCGUCGAGGCCGACAUCCUGAGGAACAUCUCCCAGUACUUCAGCACCAAGGUUCUGGGGAUAAAGGUAGAGACCAAGGACCUGACCCUGAAGCUGUGCCUCAUCCGGAGCGUCGCCAUGAUCAGCCGGGCCGUCCGUGGCAGCACCAAAUGCACUGACUUUGUUCUGGGUCGCAAAGCCGAACUCGUGGCGCAGAUGGUGGAGUUCAUCAAAGCAGAACCGCUGGACUCGAUGCGGACUCCGGUGCGGCAGUGGGCGAUGGUCACCUGCACUCACCUGGUCCUCCUGGAGCCCCAGCUCAGCGACCCCGACCGCACGGAGCUGAUGGACGCGUGCCUGGCCGGCGUCCUGGCGCUGCCCCCGCUGGACCCACUGUGGGACCGCGAUGGGGACGGCGGCGAUGCGCCCUACAGCGAGGAGCUGUUUGCAGACACCCUCGGUGCCCUCCAGGAGCUGCUGAAGACCCUCCUGCAGCGCAGCCUGACCCCACAUGGCCUGCAGGACAUGUUUGCGCACUUGGGCCCGUGGAUCAAAUCCAGCAAGCAGCACGAGCGGCAGCGUGCCGUGGAGCUCAGCGCCGCGCUGCUGGACUUCUACCUGGGCAGGCUCAACGUCAGCACCGUUGUCCCAUUCUACAACCUCGGCGUGCUCAUCGCGCUCUUCUCCCCGCGCUGCUCCGACUCGGUGGGCAGCGUCCGGCAGCGCGCCGUCGAUUGCGUCUACAGCCUGCUCUACAUCCAGCUGUGCUACGAAGGGUUCGCUCGGGACCACCGGGAUGAGAUGGUGGAGGGACUGAAGGCCCUGAAGAGGGGUCUGGAGGAGCCUGACUUCACCGUCCUGUUCCGCACCUGCACCAACAUUGCCAUGGUGAUUGGGAAACGUGUCCCCCCGGACCAGCUGAUGAGCCUCCUGCUCGCCAUGUUUGAGGGGCUGGCAGACCCCGACAAGAACUGCUCCCGUGCGGCCACCGUCAUGAUCAACGCUCUGCUCAAGGAGCGGGGGGCCGUCCUGCAGGACAAGGUGCCCGACAUCAUGAGCAUCAUCCACGGCAAGCUGCAGGAGGUGGACGAGGAGCACGUGCGCAAGGCAGCCCAGCAGACGGUGUACAUCCUGGCAGCCCAGCACACCGGCGUGGUGGUGUCCAGCCUGCUGGGCAGCGCUCUGCCCUUCGACAGCCACACGUGUGCCAUGUGGCGGGCCCUGGCCGCGGAGCCCAGCCUGACGGCGCAGAUCCUGGAGCAGCUGCUGGAGAAGGUGGGGCGGGACGUGCCCUACAAGGAGAGCAGAGCCUUCCUGCUGGGCGGCAGCUCGGAGCGUGUGGCCACGCCGCUGCCCAUGGCCGCCACAUGUGCUCUGCAUGAGAUCAUGUCUGCGCCGGAGUCUGGGCCGGCGGUGCUGGGGCUCUACGCGCCGCUCUUCGUGACCCUCCUGCUGCGCGUCAGCUGCACCGUGGGUGUUCAGCUACCGAAGAGCCUGCAGGGCAGGGAGAGGAGGAGCAGCAGCCACGCGGCCUUGUCCCGCAGCCUCCAGCCCUGCAGCUGUGCAGUGCAGACGCUGCGGGCCAUGCUGGCACGGGGUGGCAGUGAGGCUGUGGCCACGGCUGUGGGCAGUGCUGGCGGAUGGGAGCUGAUGGAGAGCCCUGAGCGGCACCACGAGGGCGUCACUGUGCUGGCUGGCUCCAUGGCACGGCAUGCUGGCCCCCGCCUGCCCCUCAUUGUCAAGAGCCUCGUCCCCACGCUGAGCAGCGCCUUCGACAGCCAACGCGUCACUGCCACCGCCUUCCUGGCUGAGCUGCUGAGCAGUAACGUGGUGAACGACCUGAUCCUGCUGGAGAGCGUGAUGGACAGCUUGACGGGGCGGCAGAAGGACCCCAGUCUGCUGGUGCGCGUGCUGGCGCUGCGGGGGCUGGGCAACAUCGCCGUGGGGGCACCCGAAAAGGUGCAUAAGCAUGGGGCCAAGCUGCUGGCGUCCAUGGUCAACGGCAUGGAUGACAGAGACGACCCCAACAACCUGGUGGCCUUGGAGGCCAUGACCAGUCUGUCCAAGCUUCUGGAGUACCUGGAGGAGAGGGACGUGCGGGCCACGCUCCUGCACAUCGCCAUCAGGAUCCGGCCCUUCUUUGACAGCGAGCAGCCCGACCUCCGCCGCUCAUCCAUCGUGCUCUUCGGCAACCUGACCAAAUUCAGCGAGGGUGACUGCGAGGCGUUCUUCGAGCAGAUCCUCAACGGGCUGGUGACGUUGCUGCUGCACCUCCAGGACCCCAAACCUGAGGUCGUCAGGGCCUGCAAGUUCGCUCUGCGCAUGUGCGGCCCCAACAUGGGCUGUGAGGGGCUGUGUGACAUGUUCCUGAACCACCUGCGCGAGGACCGGAGCCUGCACUACGGCGAGUUCAUGAACAACGUCUGCAAGCACCUGAUGCAGAGCUACCCGGAGAUGCUGAACCGUCUGGUUCUGACCAACCUCUUCUACUUCAAGAGCUCCUGGGUGGAAAUCCGAGCAGCUGCACCCAUGUUUAUCGGGUUCCUCGUGCUGCACGUCGGGGAGGACCACUGCCACCAGGUGGACCUGGAGCAGCUCAUCUCGGCCCUCAACCUCCUCCUGAAGGAUCCGGUCCCCGCCGUCCGCAUGAAGGUGGCAGAGACCCUGGGCCGCCUCGUCCGCAUCCUCUGACCCCACGCAGCACUAUGGGGUCGGAGCCCCACAGCCAUCACCACGUGCCCACCCCAAGGGCACCCCGCUCCGCAGCGCCAUCGUCCUCCUCCACUUCCCCCCCCCCCCCCUCUGAGCCA
Messenger RNA from Lagopus muta (rock ptarmigan), 5212 nucleotides. RefSeq names its product maestro heat-like repeat-containing protein family member 1. NCBI's taxonomy places the organism in Eukaryota, Metazoa, Chordata, Aves, Galliformes, Phasianidae. Gene Ontology annotation, molecular function: protein binding. Gene Ontology annotation, cellular component: cytoplasm. The record is from RefSeq and is a predicted model, not a curated record.